UUUAGGUAGAAGACAAGAGAAACGGCUCCUUCUUCUUGUUAGAAGUCUUUACAACUGCCACCUAUUAAUAUAGAGGCCACAGCCUUUCAAUCUCUAUUCAAAUAUUUCUUUUUAUUUUUUUCAAUUUUGUUUUUAUUUUAAUUCCUUUUAAAAAAAACUAUUUUCGCCUCAUUAUUGUUGGGUUCGAUAUUAAUAAUUUAGAUUGACGCUCCGUUAUCGCCAAUUUUGGCUCUCAUAGCGACCCUCAUUCUCUGUGUUGAAAUUCACGGAACAAUACAGGCUCAGCUGUAUAGGAGGCGCUAGGAUCCAGUGUUGAAAGGAAGAUUUCUGUUUGUUUUCUCUGAUUUGGCAUCUGGGUUUUCGAAGGGAAGUAAGGGUUUGUGAAGAGAAAGACGGGGCAUUUCGGUCAUUGUGCAGCUGAUCUGUUUGGGAACAGUGAAUCUUCAGAUUGUGUCGAAAAAUAUUAGUAGAGAAUGUGGUGGAUGAUGAGUAAUGAAGGUGGCCAUUACUGUUCUAAGAAGAGUGAUGAUAUAUGCGGGGAUGUUUGCGGCCAGGAAUCAAGUCGAGGUUUGAGCAUGGCAAGAAUUCGCUGCAUUCUACGUGGUUUAGAUUUGAAGACCUAUAUAUUUCUGUUUGCACUCAUCCCAACAUGUGUGUUUGGCAUCUAUGUGCAUGGUCAAAAGAUCUCAUACUUUCUGCGACCACUGUGGGAAUCCCCACCCAAAGCAUUUCAUGAAAUCCCACACUAUUAUCAUGAGAAUGUGUCAAUGGAGAGACUGUGCAAACUCCAUGGUUGGGGAAUCCGUGAGUACCCUAGACGUGUAUAUGAUGCAGUUUUGUUCAGUAAUGAACUGGACAUCCUUACUCUACGCUGGAAAGAGUUGUACCCAUAUGUAAAUCAAUUUGUUCUCCUUGAGUCUAAUUCAACAUUUACUGGAAAGAUAAAGCCUCUGGUUUUUGCUGCCCAUCGAGAUCAAUUCAAAUUUGUGGAGCCCCGUUUGACCUAUGGGACUAUUGGAGGGAGAUUUAGGAAAGGAGAAAACCCAUUUGUUGAAGAGGCAUAUCAGCGAGUGGCACUGGACCGGCUUCUUAAAAUUGCUGAUAUUACUGAUGAUGACUUGUUGAUAAUGUCUGAUGUUGAUGAGAUUCCAAGUAGACACACUAUCAAUCUAUUGAGGUGGUGUGAUGACAUACCUCCAGUCCUUCAUCUUCGGCUUAAGAAUUAUCUUUACUCUUUUGAGUUUCUUGUGGAUAAUAACAGCUGGAGAGCUUCAGUACACAGAUAUGAGACAGGUAAAACUCGCUAUGCACAUUAUCGCCAGUCUGAUGAUAUCUUAGCAGAUGCAGGGUGGCAUUGUAGCUUUUGCUUCCGCCAUAUUAAUGAGUUUACAUUUAAAAUGAAAGCAUACAGCCAUUUUGACAGAGUUAGAUUCUCAUAUUUUUUGAACCAUAAGAGAAUUCAGAGAGUAAUCUGCAAGGGGGCUGAUUUAUUUGAUAUGCUUCCAGAAGAGUACACAUUCAAGGAAAUCAUUGGGAAAAUGGGACCGGUACCUCAUUCUUUCUCAGCAGUUCAUUUACCAUCAUAUCUUUUGGAAAAUGCAGAUAAGUAUAAGUUUCUCUUGCCUGGGAAUUGCUUACGAGAAAGUGGGUGACAAUAUUGAAUAAGUUUAGAUAUCUGUUCUUUGUAAAGAUUAGUUGGAGGUGCUGGUUGAGUGACUCCUCAUGAAGGGUUCAGCAGAACAAUUAUGACUGGUGUGUUACUGACAUAGCUAUGACAUAAGUCCAAGUGAAUUCUUGUAAUUCAUUGGGAUAUGUCUGAGGGAGCCGGACAAAUACUUGGAAGUUCUAGGGUGAAUUUUUGUAUAUAUCUUCUGUAUUUGGGUUUUAUUCAUGGUGCAGCAUACCCCAUUUCACUGAGGGGGAGACCUUGGUGUGAUGGGAAGAGCUAAGUUGUUUCAGGGUUAUGUAAUCUGAUUCAAAUAUACCAGUAAAGUAGUUUGAGGUUCUUGCAAUGUCCCCAUGUCGGGAAGUUUUGUUUUGAGACAUUUAUUUAUACAUGUUUCAUUAAACUCCUUGAUUUGUACCA
Mangifera indica (mango) is the source of this 2086-nucleotide messenger RNA. RefSeq lists its product as uncharacterized. Bases 474 to 1652 code for a protein of 392 amino acids. Gene Ontology annotation, molecular function: beta-1,4-mannosylglycoprotein 4-beta-N-acetylglucosaminyltransferase activity. NCBI's taxonomy places the organism in Eukaryota, Viridiplantae, Streptophyta, Magnoliopsida, Sapindales, Anacardiaceae. Gene Ontology annotation, cellular component: membrane. The record is from RefSeq and is a predicted model, not a curated record. The transcript has 2 exons. Gene Ontology annotation, biological process: N-acetylglucosamine metabolic process; protein N-linked glycosylation.